Molecule: messenger RNA, 4249 nt
Organism: Nematostella vectensis (starlet sea anemone)
Lineage: Eukaryota; Metazoa; Cnidaria; Anthozoa; Actiniaria; Edwardsiidae
Product: QRFP-like peptide receptor
Exons: 6
Coding region: 2193-3290 (365 amino acids)
Biological process (GO): G protein-coupled receptor signaling pathway
Cellular component (GO): membrane
Molecular function (GO): G protein-coupled receptor activity; peptide binding
Source: RefSeq, a predicted model, not a curated record
AACGAAUACAAAUCUGCUGUGAAUCUCUCCGAUAUAAUAAGGCUGUCUACUCCCCCUCAUUGUACACUCGAUACGGAGCUGCCCGCCCUUCUUCCUGCUAAUGGAAGGAAGUUUCAAUUUACUACGGAAUAUUGGAUAGAGGAUUGCCUUGCAUCAGUUUGGAGCAUGCCGUGACGGAGAAAUUCAAGUUGUUCGCAAACAAAGUGUGGAUUAAGGAUCUCCCACGCAUGGAGAAAUGAUAGCAUAUAGCCAGGCGCAAAACGGACCGCCGUGCGUACGGAUUUGUUUACCAAGUGAAGGGUCUGCUUACCUGUAAACGGAAGUAAAGAGCUAGAGGAGAGUCGGUGGUUGGGAUCGUGAAGCCAAUAUCGCAGCUCUUGAGCACUGAAAAGAGGUGGUCGCGCAGAUCGUCAUAACCUAGCAGCUAAGAAGGCAGUGUUUCAAUUCUGCUAGCAGGGAUUACCGAAGGUGACGGCAGAAAGGUAAAUGUAUACAAACAAACCGACAUUUAGGACGAUUUACAAACAACAAAAAUGGGCGGUUUUAUCCUACAAGCUAUCCUACGGUUUUAACCUACAAACUGUUUUGUUGAUUGCCCCUUUUUGAUUGUAAUAUGAAAGAAGCUGGUGUGAUUAACCGGAGCAUUUUGAGAGCUUUUAAAACCACAAAUAAUUUUAUUAUACACACGUUUUUUUAUAUUUUUCCCAUAGUGAUAGAUCAACAGAAUUACUGCCCCUGGGACGAACACAAAAAUGUUUCAUGAAAAAUAUUUACUGCUUGCCAAAUCAUUUUGGUCGAAGCUCGGCUUUAGCGCCGAUUUCAUAGUGUUACUUCUUUUUCGAUGUUCCUUAAUGAAAAUACAACAUAUUAAUUACAUUAUUUCAUUUCUGUUAGAAAAGGGGUGUGCGCCAACAUGCUUUUCAUUCAAAAUGCUUUACUAAGAAAUCUUAAAUUUUAAAAAUAAAAUAUGGACUGACACAUCAAAGCGAUUUUUUCUUAAUUUGAAAGCAUUGUUCUCAAUCUUUAUUUACCUUUAAUUGAGAUUCGUAGCCUGGUCCAGGACUUUGUAAGACCGUUUUAUAACCACAUACAUGUGUUAAUCCUACAGUAAGCUAAAAUAAAAAGGGACAAUCUUACCCUUCCAACUAAAUAACAUACACCAAGAAGGACUUGAAAAUCCUGCGGGUUUAAGACGGGAGCGAAUAUAAGCAGCAUUUAAUAAUAUAUCACAAUUAACAGCAAUAGCAUGAACUGCUAAAUACGACAGCGCUUAAUCCUCUUAUAUGCUCAGCCCGGGAUAAAUACUGACUUUUAAUAAGCUAAACAUAAGCUCGUGGAGCGUAUGGAUAUCCCCUUUGCACAGUUCGUCUGCUCAAGCAUUGUAAUCAUAGCUGCUUUAACGAGUAUUAAACGCGCUAAAUGAAGAGCUAAAGGACCAGCAACCAAUACGUUAGAAGAAUGUUGCAAAGAGCUCCAUGUAUAUUGCAAUAGCAAGAACUCGACUCUUUCUUUGUUUCCGGAAGAUUUUCAGCAGUCCACAAAGAAGGUACGCAAAGCAUUAUUAAGGAAAAGUAAGAUACAAUCUUUAUAACAUCAAUGAGCAGAAGAUUACUUUUUCACGACUUUCACAUAUUUACAAGUGCACGAAAAGAAAUGAAUGUGGUCUGUCUAGUUUGCGUUUGAAACGUGAUUGUCGCGCGAAAGCAAGGUAAUUCUAUGCUAUUAGCGUAGGUCUUAAGGAAAAACGAGAAUUCAAAUGUCUUAAGUGUAUGAUAAAUAAUAUCCUUAAGCUAUCAAAUUUAAGACCUUUUCCUAUCCCUUUAUCAGUAGGAAACAGAAAGACGCACGUAUUUCCCUCAGAAAAAAGGUUAGCGAUUUUAUAUUUCAAGCAUUGUCAUCGGGUGAUGGGAUUUUCUUGACGCUUACGAUGUCACGACAAUAAAUGAACAGAAAAAUAAACAACGCUCGGACUGUCUCUUUCAUUUUGACCACAAUAACUGAUGUCGAUAAACCUUUGGCGUUGUCGGCGAUAUUAUUUCGACAAUCAUUAGAUAUUAGCUUUGUUUAUUAAUUGAGCCUGAGUCGCCGAAGAAGAUCAGCUCCCUACCAUUCCAGUCUUCAUUUACUUUAAAGAUUUCUCCCGCGCAGCUAAAGCGUCACACUAGAGGUUGGAGGACAACUCGCUCUUACUAAUGAAUAUAACACAAGGUGCCGUCUACCAAAGCGUCCUGUCGCGCGGGCUUGACCCAUUUAACAUCACUAUGAUAGUACUAUACACCAUCGUGGGUGUCUUAGCGUUUGUGGGUAAUGUCUUCGUGCUGCACGUGUUAAGGACACGCCUUUCAGCCCGCCGCAACGUGGGCUUCAUGUUUGCCAACAUGGCGGUGGCCGACCUCCUAACAGCCCUCAUCAUCAUCCCUAAGCAGAUCACACAAGCAGCGAGGAACAACUUGUGGUUCCCGGGAAUGCUGGCAGAUGUAUUGUGCCGCGCGUGCGACUUCACCGUCUUCACUUCGAUCGCCGCGUCCAUUCUCACCCUCACUAUUAUGUCACUGGAUCGGUUCGUGGGCAUCAUGUUGCCCCAACACAAGCAAACCACGCUAUUCCACCGCGCUAGUGUGGUCACGCCCUUCGUGUGGAUCACGUCCACCCUUCUGAUGAGCCCUAUCAUAGUGGUGUCUACCUCACUCCCCAGUAGUCUGUACCCGGAUGACCCCGCCCGCUGUCGGCAGACGUGGAGUGUACUAGGUGACGUAGAUCUCUCCCAACAAGUCUUCUACGCCUUCGUGCUAGUCAUGCUCUACAUAAUCCCACUUGUUGUCAUGACGACUAUUUACUCGUCCAUCUGCUUCAAGCUGUGGAUUCACAGGACCCCGGGAGAGACAAUCCCUGCCGUGACACGGAGAGUAGAGCGAAAGAACAGACGUGUUAUCCGAAUGCUUGUUAUCGUGGUGGUUGUGUUUGCUGCGUGCUGGCUCCCACCGCACGUCAUGCAUAUAUACUCGGCGUUUUACUGGAGGGAGUUCAGCGUCAACAUUACCCGUUAUAAUAUUGACGAUAUCAUGUUCUUUAUUGGUCAGGCUAACAGUGCUAUCAACCCUAUACUAUAUAUCUGGUUGAAUAGCGAGUUCAGAAAAGCGUUUGGUAGAGCGUUUCGCUUUAAAUGGGGUAGGCGUUUUGGGUGUUGUCUCAUGGACUAUAGUGUACAUCGGCAAUCAUCCGACGAGAUAACCUCCAGAAAUAGAGUAGGACUCAAACAAAAGGAUGACGCAAAAGAAACAAUGAUGUAAUGCUUACCUUGAAACAGGCCAUAGACUGAAGCUGACGAUAAGGGAAUACUAUAAAGGGACUAUGAAGAGAAGAUGUCAUAUAAUGCCAACAUUAAGAGAAACAGGCAUGACUGAGUUGAUAGCAGUAUGCUGUAAAGGGCAAAGUAAAAUUUAUAAAGAGGUGAUGUUAAACACCCAGAACGUUUGGAUUCCUGUGCGGAUUGAUGACAUCACGUCUAAGAAAAGACGUGAUCCCUACAAUGAAAUCUGACCAAAACAACGCAUUAUUUUCAAUGUGUACGUUACGCCUAGCCAACAUGGACGAGAACCGGGGUCUUUCGCUUGGCUUUGCUCAUGUAUUCGCCAUUCUCACUUUGAACAGGGGAUUGGGUCGAAUUGAAAAGCGACAAGCUUGCUGCGACGUUUUAAGGGGACACAAUUCUACAUAUGACGUCGAACGAUGCCAUUGUUGAUGUUAUAAAUCUUACUAACGAAGAUUAAAUUUCGGUAGCCGAAUCUACAAAACCUACCAUCUUCUAGCUUCAAUUCAUUGACGUUCGACGCCAUGUUGAAUUGCGUCCCCUAAAAUAGUCCCAGCAUGCUUUUCACCUACCACCUCGACCCAAUCCCCCGCGUAACGUAAGAAUGACGAAAAUAGUAGUCUCUCCUUUUCUGAUUCUUACCUGGCCAAUAUAUUUAUUCUUGAUCACGGACUUUACAAAUUGUAAGAUCACUGUCAGGCGACCUUUUGAGUUACAUUUCAAGUCGUUCGGGUUAUAGCUUGGCGUCAAUUACAAAUUCGAGUCACUCUACGAGUUAUGACAGGUCCGACCACUAUGAAAGUGUUUGUCAAAAUCUACUUGUUAAUGUAUAGUAGAUGAGUUGUUAAACAAUUUAUUUAAUUUAUCAGUUUAUUUACCUUGUAUUAUUUCAUUUCUUGAUUCUUAAUUCAGAUAAUAAAAGGUGUCUAAUUACAUUAA